This is a messenger RNA of Nothobranchius furzeri (turquoise killifish), 3758 nucleotides long. The record is from RefSeq and is a predicted model, not a curated record. NCBI's taxonomy places the organism in Eukaryota, Metazoa, Chordata, Actinopteri, Cyprinodontiformes, Nothobranchiidae.
CACACACACACACACACACACAAUGGGAGGGAUACAGGAGAUAGGUAGAGCUAAAGCGGCAGACAGACAGAUGUGUGAUGCUCAGACUGAGGCCGUUCCUUUCCGCCCGAACCAAGGUAAACUUUUACCCACCCUCGUUUUCUUCUGCUCGCGGUCGCGUGGAGCCAUCGUAGAUGCCAACUCGCUGCGUGAACACCUGAUUCCCCAGAAGCGGUGCCGCAGAAAUUGAGGCUCAAGUGCCAACAGAUCCUGUUGAAUUGAGACAACACGUCGACAUGCACGCAGCCGGAAAAAGUGCCCUCCUCAGAGUGCGUCAGAGCACGGAUGCAUAUGCUGGAUGUGGAUAUGGUCGCCCGUUGGAGACGGAGACGGAUUUGUGAUUAUCACGCCUCACAAUCAAGACGAAGGUUUGAGCGCAGAAGAAAAUCUGUAUCCUCGCCUCCUCAUCAUCUUCCAACAAAUGUGUUUUUAGGAGGGCUGAGGCUCUUUUGGCCCUUUACGGAUCUUCUGAGAGGAAAAGUCAUUCGGAUUCAUCGGAGUUCCAGAAUAAAGCGGAGAUCCAUCCAAAUGAAACACAAAUAUAGAUCUCACCUCAUAAAAUGGCAACCACGGGUGACCACGGAGGAUUAAAGGACGCGUUUGAGCGCAAACCCUCGGUCGUGGGGGAAUGAGCCACCUGAUGGGCACCAGAGAAACGGAGGAGAGACUGUUUUGGUGUCGCUUGUUGACUCGGUGAUUUAUGAACACAUAAAGCGGCGCUGCAAGUUUGACAGAGCGUCUGCGUAACAGGCUAUGCCACUGGCCCUUGGAUUUGUAUUAUCCUUAUGUUUAUAUUUUGCUUCUAAUGAUGUCAUAAAAUCUUGGGUGCUCGAGCCACGACCAUUAUCUUCUAUCAUGUAAGAAGCUACCCAAUAUGGACCUUUCUGAGGAGUGUUUGUUGUUCUCACUUUCUCUUAUUCCCGGGAACGGUUGAUGCCUCGUGCCCUCGCGUCUCUGCGCGCGCCGAACUGCAACUUUUCUCCCCUGCUCUGCAUCCACACCUUGUCGUGGCGCUUACUGCGCCGCUGAUCGACUGAAAAUGGAAUUUGCGAUGGUGGGUGCGGACGGAGGGUGCAACAGUCACCUGCCUUACGGAUAUGCCCAAGCUCGCGCACGGGAAAGGGAGCGCGAGAGGGAGCGCCAGGCUGCCCAGUCGCGAGCGGCGGCUGCAGCGGCCGCGGCCGAAGGAUGCUCUGGUGCGGAGGGAGGAGGAGGAGGAGGUGGUGGAGGCGGUGGUGUAGGGGGGUCCACCUCCACCGCCUCCUCGAGCGCUCAUCUCCUUAACAACCGCCAGCAUCAGUCUCGCGCCGCCUCCUCCUCCGCGAACAUCAGCAGCAGCGCCGCCUCGCGCCCCUCCUCCUCCUCCUCCUCCCAGCAUCAGCAGGAACCCGAGCAGCAGCACAGAGUUCUCAGAGAGCGGAAAAAGCAGCGCGGCGUCGGACGGUGGAGGCGCAACCGGAGCACUCUCGGCGGGGACCUGCGCCACUCGGAGCUGGCGCUGCUCGGAUCCGAGGAGGACAUCAUGAUAGAGGAGGAGGAGGAGGAGGAGGAGGCCGAGGGAGCGGAGGAAGAGGAGGAGGAAGAAGGGGAGGCGGCAGAGGGGGUUCGAGGCAGCAAAAGGUCGAGUUUUCUGUGCAACAUGGAUGAUGAGGAGACGGUGUCGAUCACCGACCGGCGCCCUCAGUCCGGCUAUGAGAACGUUUACAGCGAGUGCGGCUGCUGCGAGCGGGUGGUCAUCAACGUGUCGGGGCUGAAGUUUGAAACUCAGCUCAAGACUCUCACUCAGUUCCCAGACACCUUGCUGGGAGACCCCGACAAGCGCAUCAGGUACUUCGACCCGCUGAGGAACGAAUACUUCUUCGAUCGAAACCGGCCGAGCUUCGAUGCCAUCCUGUACUACUACCAGUCAGGGGGGCGCUUAAAAAGACCCGUGAACGUGCCGUUUGACAUCUUCUCAGAGGAGGUGAAGUUUUACGAACUCGGCGAGGAGGCGAUCCUCAAGUUUCGGGAAGAUGAGGGUUUUGUGAAAGAGGAGGAAAAGCCUCUGCCGGAGGACGAGUUCAAGCGCCAGAUCUGGCUGCUGUUCGAGUAUCCGGAGAGCUCGAGUCCUGCCCGGGGCAUCGCGGUGGUGUCCGUCCUGGUCAUCGUCAUCUCUAUUGUCAUUUUCUGCCUGGAGACGCUGCCAGAGUUCAGGGAUGAAAAAGAGUACCUGCAGCCACGACACAACUCUUCUCAGCCGGACCACGGCUUCACACCCUUCAACGACCCGUUCUUCAUCGUGGAGACGGUCUGCAUCAUCUGGUUCUCCUUUGAGAUUAUAGUGCGCUUCUUUGCAAGUCCGAGCAAAACAGCUUUCUUUAAAAACAUUAUGAACACGAUAGACAUUGUAUCCAUUUUGCCUUACUUCAUAACUCUUGGCACGGAUCUGGCGCAGCACCAGGGCAACGGGCAGCACACCAUGAGCUUCGCCAUCCUGAGAAUAAUCCGCCUGGUUCGGGUGUUCCGCAUCUUCAAGCUGUCCAGACACUCCAAGGGGCUGCAGAUCCUGGGUCACACGCUGCGCGCCAGCAUGAGGGAGCUGGCUCUGCUCAUCUUCUUCCUGGUCAUCGGCGUAAUCCUGUUCUCCAGCGCGGUGUACUUCGCUGAGGCGGACGAACCCACCUCUCAGUUCACGAGCAUCCCCGACGCGUUCUGGUGGGCCGUGGUUACCAUGACGACGGUUGGCUACGGUGACAUGAAGCCCAUCACUGUUGGUGGGAAGAUAGUUGGUUCGCUGUGCGCGAUCGCGGGCGUGUUAACCAUCGCGCUGCCGGUGCCUGUCAUAGUGUCCAAUUUUAACUACUUUUACCACCGAGAGACGGAUAACGACGACCAGCCGCCCGCCGUGGUGGAGAGCAUGCCCCCGGGAUGCCCUUAUUUCCCUGACUUUCUAAGAAAAUUCAAAGGUUCACCCUCUGGCUCAUCGCUGGGUGACAAAGCGGAGUACAUGGAGAUGGAGGAAGGGGUGACGGAGUCGCUGUGCGGGCUGGACAAGAGCCCCAGUAAAGGAAACGGCACAGACAUAAGCAGGAAAAACAGUACUAACUCUAAAUCCAUUCAGACUGACGUGUGAUUACAGUAGUUUAUUAUUAUUAGUGGUAUUGUUUUGUUUUCCAAAGAAGAAAAGCAUCUUGUAGAGACACUUUCUGCUCAACAGCAGCGGAAUCCCCUCCCCAACCCUCCCCAAACACAGGCUUUACGCACGCGUCAGAGUGCACACAGACACACACAGAUUUACGCACACACAUACACUCACACAUAAACACGAAACUAAUUGGCAAGCUCAAAAGUUUUCUCUUGACACAAUCAUAAUCUAUAAUUUAUCUAAUUUAUUGGUAAAUAUAUUAAUUUAUUCUGUGCGGGCUUCCAAAUCUGACAGAUCUAAAUUAGAAACAGGCUAUGCAUUCGCACUUUAUGAGUUUCAUCUGUCACACCAGAGGGUUAGGGACGAUCUUUUUGCUGUUAUGCAAUACAGUUUAAAACAUGUUUGCACUAAUGUAGAAUUUGCGCUGGGUUUGGCAGAUUUCUAUGUAGAGACAGAAACUGUAGGCCAUGCAGGCAACACGGUAGGCACCUUCUGCUCAGCUGGAACACGAAUGAGGAUUUUAACACUCAAUUGGAUUCUGACAUAAACCAAAACAGCACUUAAAAAUGAUAUGUAUAUAUAUAUAUAUAUAUAU